GUUCUAUACGACAAAGGACGUGACAUAUUUAUAUACCCAUACAACAUAUACCGAUUGUUUAACUUAUGGAGAUCAUGUUAAACGGGAAACACAACGAUAACAUAAUAUACACACCGAAUCCUCUUGAAACACCCGACCCAAGAGGUGUAGGAUACGAAUACUUUAAGGCUAUGGAGAGGUAUCGGGAAAGAAUUGCCCAGGUUGAUGGACAUACAAAUAAGGAAGAAACUUACGAAAGUUUCCUGAAACGCUGUGUUAGAACAGCAAUCACGAUGAAAAAUAGGGGAAUUAAACCUGGAGAUUUUGUAUCCAUGUGUACAGUGAACGAUAUGGAUGCGUGCGUAGUGUACAUUGCCGCGAUAUUUAUUGGUGCGAUAACGGCAAAUGUUGACACCUCAAUGUCAAGCAAAAAAAUUGUCUCCCUCCUAAAGCCAGUUUCACCGAAAAUGGUGUUCGCCACGAAGCAAUGCGAACAUUUAAUGCAGGAAGUUGUAUGUGAGUUUGGAGGGCAGAUACUACUGGUGGUGUUUGGCAAAACGGAGAAGCACAUCCCAUUUACGGAAUUUUUACAACGGUACGACAAUGAGAACGAUUUCAGGGUGUAUGAGGCUGUCAAUUUGGAGGAAACGGUUUUCGUUUCGUUCAGUAGCGGCACAACCAGCAGUCCUAAAGCUAUAUGCCACACUCAUUCCUCAAUGAGAGCCAGAUACAGAAGUAAAAACGACGAAUGUAAAACGUAUGCAGUAUUUUAUUCACCAUGUCGGGCUUUAUUCAAAAGAUCGGUGCACGAAACCAUACUGAACGGCUUCAGGAGGAUCCUUUUCCAUAAAAUCAGUCACGGAGAGCCUUGGAAAGUUUUGAAUUAUAAAGUAGACUACAUGCUGCUUUCGCCGGUGACUAGUGAGGUGUUUUUGAAGUACAGGAAACCGCCGCAUUUCGAUUUAGGAAAUUUAAGGUUGUUGCUGAUUGGUGGUAACUACGCAUCUAAAGAAUUUUUACUAAAGCUUAAGAAUAUGUUCCCUAAAACAAUUGUACGUCCGAGUUAUGGCCAGAGUGAAAUAUUUAGUACCGUUGCCGCUUUUCCAGAAGAUCACCGUACAGACACUCUUGUGAGAGAUUUUCCCACUUCAAUUGGUUUACCUAGAGAGGGGUUUUCUUAUAAAGUGGUGGAUGCGGAAACCGAAGAAAUUUUAGGACCAAACCGUCAAGGUGAACUCAGAUUGAAAACUAAAUACCUGAUGAAGGGUUACCUAAAUUACGAAUCACCCGACCUCUUUGAUUCUGACGGUUGGUACAGAACUGGCGAUUUAGCUUACUACAAUGAGCACAGAUGUUUCUUCAUUACUGGGAGAUUAAAAGAUACAUUCAAGUACGGCAACAAUCACGUUUAUCCCAGAGAAAUAGAAGAAGUUCUUUUAAGCCAUCGCUCCAUUCAAAAUGCGGCAGUUCUUGGUGUGGAACACGAAGUAGUCGGAUUCCAUCCAAUAGCUGUGGUUAAGUUGAACGAUGGGGAAGAAUGUGUAACACCAGAAGAGAUCAUCGAGUACGUAGAUCAAAGGGUUGAGGAUAAGAAUCGCUUGAGAGGGGGUGUGAAAUUCGUCAAAGAAUUUCCAUGGACACCUACACAUAAAAUACAGAAGUCCAAAUUGAGAGAAUGGAUUGCAAAAGGGAUCAUUUAGGUCUUGUUUUAUUUGUAUCAAGAAAAAUUGUGUAACUAAUAAAUAUAGGAUA
Molecule: messenger RNA, 1731 nt
Organism: Photinus pyralis (common eastern firefly)
Lineage: Eukaryota; Metazoa; Arthropoda; Insecta; Coleoptera; Lampyridae
Product: luciferin 4-monooxygenase-like
Exons: 5
Coding region: 66-1679 (537 amino acids)
Biological process (GO): fatty-acyl-CoA biosynthetic process; long-chain fatty acid metabolic process
Molecular function (GO): long-chain fatty acid-CoA ligase activity
Source: RefSeq, a predicted model, not a curated record